This is a messenger RNA of Trypanosoma conorhini, 735 nucleotides long. RefSeq names its product Gim5A protein. Lineage: Eukaryota; Euglenozoa; Kinetoplastea; Trypanosomatida; Trypanosomatidae. Gene Ontology annotation, cellular component: peroxisomal membrane. The coding region runs from base 1 to 735 and encodes 244 amino acids. Gene Ontology annotation, biological process: peroxisome fission. The record is from RefSeq and is a predicted model, not a curated record. The transcript has a single exon.
AUGUCUGCCUGUGCCCACGCGUACCUCUCCGACACGUGGAACCGUGACAAGGUCAUGGCCAUUGUGCAGUUCCUUCCGAUGGCGCUGGAGGGCCCUGUACGAAAUGCCGGUUGUGAUUCCCUUGCCGCGUCCCUGGGCAACCUGUCAAAGAUGGCGGACGCGUACCGUGCGGUCACCCGUUUGUCGCUGGUGCUAAACGCGCUUUCGUCCAAGACGUUGGCGGAUUUGGCGAAGCCACGGGAAGAUGCCUUUGUUUGGCGCCUCGAGCAGGUUUCACACGCGUUCCACGUUGGCUUCUGCUUCAACGAGCACACGGCGGUGCUUGCGGGGCGCGGCGUGUUUAAGUCUGGGCUGGCGCGCCUGGGUGGUGUGGCUGUGCUUUGCUGGUUCUACACGCUUGUCCUGGGUUUGGUCCGGCAGGUGUACCUGCUGGCGAAGCACAGCCCCAAGGGUCCCUGCAAGGUGCUCGUGCCGGGGGACGAGGCGGCGAAGGUUGUCCCGUACACGCACGAGGAGUGCAAGCGCGCCGUGGUGAAUCUGGUGAAGUUGAGCUUCUUUACCGCGUUUUCACUGACGUGUAUGCCCGAGGGCAAGCCACAGCUGCUGCAAGACGUGUGCGGUCCCUUGAUGCCCCUGCACCAGCUCAUCAGGGCGCUUGCACCCAACAAACUGAACCUGAGCGACACCGCGCGUGGUCUGUUGGCCCUCACCGCAUCACUGUGCGAUUUCUAUUAG